Molecule: messenger RNA, 852 nt
Organism: Triticum turgidum subsp. durum (durum wheat)
Lineage: Eukaryota; Viridiplantae; Streptophyta; Magnoliopsida; Poales; Poaceae
Source: the annotation of a GenBank genome assembly
AUGGGCUCAAGACUUUUUGCUUUGUUCAUCACUGGCGUUGUCCUUUUGGGCAGUAGAAUCUUGGCCUUGGACCAUACUGUUGUCGAAAAGAGAUUAAAUGAGAACACGGUAUCUCUUACAACAAAGGGAAGUCCACAACUAUGCCAACUUUGUGAGCAGUUUGCCACAGAAACCCUCUUCUAUUUGAAGGAGAAUGAGACACGGAUCGAAAUUAUAGAUACUCUUCACCAAGCUUGUUUGAAAUUUCAUUCACUUAAGUUAGAGUGUACAAAGUUGGUUGAUUAUUAUGCAGCACUGUUCUUCGAACAAAUUGAUUCUCUAAGCCCUGAAGAAUUUUGCGUAUCAGCAAGUCUUUGUGAGGAAGUUACAUACAUUCGCCUCCCAGGACAUGAACAUGCUUGCACCCUUUGCCAUGAGGUUGUUGAUGAGAUUCGUGCUGGUCUUGAAGACCCUGAGAUGGAGCUCAAGAUAAUCGAGAUACUUCUGAAAGGAUGCAACAACACAGAGAGUUUCGUACAGAAGUGCAAGAAGAUGAUAAUCCAAAACACACCGGUCAUACUAGAAGAUAUCAAGAAGUUUCUCAAGAAGAGAGAUUUCUGCGACUCUAUCCGUGUCUGUGGAGGCAAGAUUGUUCGCCCUCGAGGAGGAGGCCUAAGAGGCAUUGGACGUUUAUUUAUGAUGAUUCAGAUCUGGCCCUGUAUUGACUAUGCAUUCGUCACGGAGAUCUUCGCAACUUUGAUCAUAGAGUCAGAGCCAUGGUAUUUUGCCCGGACGAUGUUCGAUUCAGCGUUGAAGUGCACCAUGAUGGAUUUAUCCGUGGGUUGGCUCAACUGGUACUACCUAUUUGGAUGA